UAUGGCUCCGAAUGGUGACUGCGGGUUGAGCGGUGCGGGACAAGCGGUUUAAUUGCGGUGCGGUUCUAACAGUUAUAAAAAUGUAUAGAUAUAGAAUAUAUAUAGAGAUUUUUGUAACUGUUAACUGCGGGGCGGGAAGCUGGUUACCAUUCGAAGCCUAUAUUUGUGACAUAAAUUUUCUUAGUGAUAUCCUAGGGUAUGAUUAUGGAAUGUGAUAAAUGUAAUGGUAGUGAAAUUUUAUUUUCAGAUUUAUAUAUAUUCUCUUCUACAUGCUGAUUGUUGAUUAUAAUGUACUUGACUAUGAAAGAUUUGAAACGUUGAAAUUUUGAAAUCAAUAAAUAAAUAAAUGAUUUGAUUUAUCUCAUUAUAAGUACGUACAUGGUUUGUUAAAUAAAAAAUCAUUGAUAGAUAGUUGAAUUUUCUUUGUUUUUUUUUUGCACAUUUUCUGUUGCAUCGAUAUCGAUUUCUAAUGUGUAUCUACGAUUAUUAGUGAAGUGUAAUAUUGACUAAUUCAAAUAUUUAACCUAUUACAGUAAUCAUUAAAUAGAAAAAUAUUCUAUCUGAAUUUUGUUCCAUACAAAAAGGGUAUAUUGCUUCUUGUAUAUAGUUAUGAACUACACGUAUGGAUUACGCCAUACAUCAAUACAACAAAGAAGCGAAGUAAGAGAUAAGCUCCGAUAAAGAUUUUAUAUUUUGUUGUUCCACGUCACUGGUCAUGGAGAGACCACCUUUACUUCCACGAGUUGUACCACUUCACAAGUCUCAUAACUAUUCUACCACGACUCUAUACUACUUUCCAUAAAUAUUUAACUAAGUUUGAAAAAAAAGUGAAGUAAAAGAGGAUUUCACAGCUCGUUCGUGGUGGCGGGAUUGUUGAGGAUCCGUAUUUUAGAGCGCUAACUGGUAGAAUUUCGGUUCAAUAUCCUAUCCAAGCAAAUUUGAUGCACGUGUGGCCGCUUAUAUUCUUAGGCUUCGAUCCAGAAGAUGUUCCCCACACGAUUUACGGGAAACUCCUAGUAACUGUAUAGUUAGUUGCAUACAGUUACAUUUACGUACUUGCUCUUGUUACAUCUGUCAGUUUGACUCUUAAGUAUUAGUCUACUACAAAUAGUAUAAUUUAUAACUUCCCUUCUUGAGUAGUGAAAAAGAGAUCAAAGUGUAACUAAUAUUAGUGAUAUGCUUUGAUAAAAUUUAAUGUUAAAAAUAAUGGAAGACGAGUUUAACGUAGAUAAUUUAUUGUGAAAAUGUUUUUUGGUCGACAAUUUCAUAUUACAUGCAUCAGUCACUAAUUUGAUGCAUUCCGUAAGGACUAUAUAUGGUCGCCGUGGUUUUCUUUUGUCCGUAUUUGUGUUUGGCUUUACGCUUUUGUUUUAUAAUAAUGUGAAAAUGUUUAUACUUUCAAAGACAUAAGCUUUAAAGAUUGUAUGAUCACACAAUAAAGAAUAAUCAUUAAAGAAAUAACUCAAAAUCUUAAGCUCUGACAAUCAGUUUCUAAAACUCAAAAGUUCAUGCCAGAACAGAAUUCAGCAUCUUCUUAUAUAGAGAUAUAAUUUCCUAAACACAUUAGUAAAACCUAUUGUCCUAAACAUAUAUCGAUUAGGAUUAGUGUAACUUGGAUCCCAAGUUAACUUCAAGAUUAUUGACAAAUUCUCCCCCUUAAUUUUGAACUCCAACAAGUUCUCUCAUCUCUUUGAAUUUGAUUCCACCAAGUGCCUUAGUAAGACUGUUAACCUUUUGUUCAUUGCCCGGAAUAUGUUGGACGUCCACUUGAUUGUUUUCAAUGCAUUCCCUUAUGAAGUGAUAACGCUAUAUAUGCUUGCUUCGGCCGUGAAUACAUGAUUCCUUGUGAGUGAUAUUGCAGAUUUGUUGUCGAGAUGAAUCACUACUCUUUUGCACGGUUUCUCGGUUACUUCUUCUAGGAGUUCUUGGAGCCAUAUAUCUUGUUUGGCAGCUUCAGUCGCAGCCACAAAUUCUGCUUCACAUGAGGAUAGAGCCACAGUUUCUUGUUUUUGAGAACACCAAGAAAUCGGACACUCACUCAAAUAAAAUAUGUGUGAUGUGGUGUUGCUUCCAUCAUCUUCAUCAAUGUUAUGGCUUGAAUCACUGUAUCCAAUCAACUCGAGUUUAUCCACUCGUUUGAAUACGAAACCAAGCGAGACAGAGCCCUUUAAAUACCUUAGUAUUUGUUUUAAUGCUGCACCGUGAGACACCUUUGGAUCAUGCAUAUAUCUGCUCAGUAACCCGACACAAAACACAAGGUCUGGCCGAGUGUGUAUAAAAUAGCACAAGCACCCGAUGUUCUUUCGAUACUCCUUCUCGUUUAUGCUCUGUUCUAACUGGCUUUUGAUUAGUUUCAACCCAAGUUCCAUUGGAACGUGCACUGCAUUACACUCAUCCAUGCCGGUUUCACUCAAUAUCUUUCUAGCAUAUAUUUCUUGCUUCAAUGUUAUCCUUUCUUUGUGUUGAAACACUUCAAUACCUAGAUAAUAAGUUAGUAGGCCGAGGUCAUGCCAAAAUUUGCAUUCAUUUCUUGCUUGAACUCAUGUAUGACGUCUAGAUCCGAGCGGGUAACAAGUAAAUCAUCAACAUAUACUGCCACCAAACUAGUUUGAUCUCGUACUUUCGGUAUAAGGAAGGUUCCUUCGAGCAUUUUUUCAAACUUUAGUUAUCGGAGAAUACAGUUAAGCUUCCCAUUCCAUGCUCUCGGUGCAUGUUUUAAACUAUACAAAGCUUUUUGAAGUUUGUAUACAUUAUCCUCACUUCCUUUGAUCUUGAACCCUUCUGGUUGGCUUACGUAAACUUCUUCCUUCAAGUCUUCAUGAAGAAAAGCGGUCUUGACGUCUAAGUGGUGAAUUUUUUCUUUCUGUUUGAUGAUGCUAGAGCAAUGAUAAAUCGCACCUUUUCCAUACGCGCAACAGGAGCAAAACCUUUUUCAGAAUCUAUGCCAUGUCGUUGAAUGUAGCCUUUAGCCACUAAUCUCGACUUAUGUUUGUUUAUGCUCCCAUCAGCAUUGCGUUUGAUUUUUAAUAUCCACUUCAGACCAAUCGUCUUUGCUCCUUUAGGUAACUCGACCAGGCUCCAUGUGUUGCUUUAACGAUUGAUUUUAUCUCACUAGCACAUGCAUCUCGCCAUACCUUCUCUUCCAUGGCUGAUUCAAAAUCCCAUGGUUUCUCAUUCAACAAUAGUAAUAAUAGACAUUCUCCUUAUUUGGCAGAAAGAUGUAUGUAAUCAUCUAGAUAUCAUGGUUUUUUACUUAGUCUUGUUGAUCUUCUUACUUGUACUUGCUCUGUUUCUUCUUCGAUGUUUGUUGGGGAAUCAUCGAAUUGGUUAUCCUCUCCUUCUUCAUUAUCGUCGGUAUUAUCUGCCUCUGGUUCCUUGAUAUUAUCUUUUAUGCCUUGAUUCCCAUAGACACUGAAAGUGACUUUUAACUGCCUUAGAGCAUCUACAACAAUCACACCAAAUUUGGUGUUAAAAUUACACCAAAUUUGGUGUUUUGGUGUUAUAAUUUGUUGUCAUCUCCAACAAUGACACUAAAUUUUACACCAAAAGUAAUAUUAUAUAUUAUUUGAUGUUUUCAAUUUUUUUAUUGUAUAUUAUUUUUAAUUGAUAAAUAAUUAUUUUAUCACAUUUAUAUUAUUAUUUAUUUUUUCUUACUUGUAAAUGAUGAAUGAUAAUAGUCAUUUAGUGAUUUAUUUUGAAAAUAAGAAUAAAAAAUAAAAAUUUAGUAUUUUAAUUAUGUAAAAAUAAAUUUAAAAUAAAAAUAAUACAAUAUAUUAAUGUUUAAUUACAAAUUGGAUAAUAAUUGAACUAUAUUAUUAAAUGAAACAUACUAAAAUAUACAUUUUAAAGAUUUGGUGUGAUGAAUAGUGUUACACUAAAUUUGGUGUAACACUAUUCACAUUACACCAAAUUUGGUUGGAUGGUGUCAAAUUUGGUGUCUUGUUGGAGAUGAAAUCACACCAAAUUUGGUGAUUUGGUGUCUUGUUGGAGAUGACCUUAGUUUCUCCACGGUUUCGUGAUCAAGAAGGUUUCUCCACUUCCAUCUUCUAUCUUCUUCGAAAAUGACAUCUCUGCUAACUGGGAUUUUUCUACUCACAGGAUCAAACAUCCUAUAUGCCUUCGAGUCGGGUUCAAUUCCUAGAUGCACAAGAAUUUGGGUUAUGCCAUCAAGCUUCUUUACGUUUCUUGCCUCAGUCUUGGUGUAUCCGAUAUCAAAACACUCGUAAGUGUUUUAUGCUUGGUUUUCUUCCUUUGUAUGCUUCAUACGGAGUUAGUGACGCCAAUGUCUUUGUUGCAACUCUUUUUAUCAAAUAUGUUGAGUGACGCAUGGCUUAUCCCCAAAGAUAGUUUGGUACCUCCAUGUGUUUGAGAAUACUUCUUGUCAUCUCUAACAACGUUCUAUUUCGCUUCUCCACCGCUCUGCUUUGUUGAGGCAUGUAUGGAGCAGCUAAGUAGGAUUCCAUAUAACUCGCAAAAACUACUGAUUCAAUGCUUGUAAACUUUCACCCUCUAUUUUUUCUAAACGUUUUUAUUGUUGCAUUCGUCUCCUUCUCUACUAUUGCUUUGAAACGUUUGACAAUCAAUCUCUAAAACUCAGAAGUUCAUGCCACAACUCAGCAUCUUCUUAUAUAGAGAUUUAAUUUCCUAAACACAUUAGUAAAACCUAUUGUCCUAAACACAUCUCGAUUAGGAUUAGUGUAACUUGGACCCUAAGUUAACUUCAAGAUUAUUACCAACAAAAGAAAUCCAUAAGUUUUGUAUUUUAUAAAUUUCACAAAAUGUAAACACAUGGAACUUUUUAGGCUCUGACUAGUGACCAUUUUAAGAACCCUAAGAACAAAUAUGAAAGGAAUGAAGAAGAAUAAAAUAAUAGAAAUGAGUGGGAAUGAUUGUUUUUUCCCAAAUAUAUAGUUAGAAAUAAUUUUAUUCUAUUAUUCUUUAAAAAAAAAGAAUGAGGAAGAAUGGAAAGGAAAAUUAAUCCCUUAUGAAUGGUGUAAUUUUACAGGAACAAAAGGUGUUUAUACGUGUGAAUAUAAUAACAUAGAUUACCUAAAUGCAGCUUCAGUGACAUUGGAAUAUUUAUAUAUUUGAAUAGAAAUGAAAUUUUGUUUAGUCAAAACUAUAAACUAAUCUUGAAACAUUUAUAAUUGUUAUGUAAGGUUUGUAGUGCUAAUCGUUUGGUACUCGAUUAACAAAACAACAAUAUUGGAACACAGCCCCUAGGUUAAUGUGUUACGAUUCAUAUAAAAAGCUACUUGUUACACGUAAUAUUACAUCAUGGAUCAUAUUAUAGAUGGAGAGAUUCAUAUGUCUAAGGACAUCAUUAACCGUGAUCUUUUAGCCGAGAUUUUUAGCUCAUGAUUUGAUAUUUUUUUGUUUUUUGUUUUUAUAUUUUUUGGCCAAACGUCGGCUCUUAUAUAUCUUAUUUAAAAGACGAUUCUUAAUUUUUUAUAGUUAAAAUCUAAAAAAAUCUAAGAACCGUCUAUUAGCCGAAGCUAAGAACCCUAGUUAAGAAAUUGGGGUUAAUGAUGGUCUAAUGUAUUUAAAUAUUAUUUUCUAGAAAAAUGUGUGCAAGAUAAAUUUAAGUAUGAUCAUGUUCGAAUGCAAUAGAAGUGUGUAUUUGUGUGUAUGAUUAGUGACGAGCUGCACUACUCACAUCUUUAUAAUUCCUUAAUAUUAUUGAGUGCGUUAUAUUCAAAUCUAUAUAUACAAGUGAGUGUAAUUAAGCUCGCAAUAAGGGCCAAGCAAUUUAAUUAAAAAAAAUAUUUACAUUUCCAUUUUUCCCCUUUACAUUAUUUUAAUCUCUUUAACAAAUCGCAUAAAAAGUUAAAUCGGCUCGUAGCUGCAAACCAUGUGUGUGAAAAAGAUACAUCUCCAUUAGGUAAAUUAGUGCGAAAACCAAAAAGAGAAAACUCAAUUCAUCUUCUCUACACGUCUAUAUCUCUCUUUCCCUCUAUAUAUACAAACAAUCAUCUUUCCCUCUUAAUGCUUCUCUUACACAUUAAACCAUUCUCUCUCUCUUUCUUUCUUUCUCCUUCACGUUUUGAUUUCUUCCGAGUCACAAGAUUAACAUAUCUUUAAUCAAAAGGGAAGUCAUUAUAUGCAAAGAGGAUGGUGAAGUUCUCCAAGGAGUUAGAGGCUCAACUCAUACCGGAGUGGAAAGAGGCAUUUGUUAAUUAUUGUCUACUAAAAAAACAAAUCAAGAAAAUCAAAAUCUCUCGUAAACCAAAACCGGCUUCUCUUUACCCCAUUGCUCAUCAUCCUUAUUGUGGUCUAUCUCUGUUCCAGCCGGUUCGCAACUUGGCAAGGACCUUCUCGGAUAAACUGUUUUCCUCCUCAGAAACACCAGAGAUUCUUGAGGUGAGGAGAAGAAAAAGCUCAGAAAAUGGGGAUGAUGUCGAGGAAAUUUACCAAACUGAGCUUGUUCAGUUGUUUUCCGAAGAAGACGAGGUUAAAGUCUUCUUCGCAAGAUUGGAUGAAGAGCUAAACAAAGUGAAUCAGUUUCACAAGUCCAAAGAGACAGAAUUUGUAGGAAGAGGAGAGAAUCUCAAGAAACAGUUAGACAUUCUUGCAGAACUCAAACAGAUCCUAAGUGAUCGGAAGAAGAGAAACCUUUCUGGUUCAAAUUCACAUCGCUCCUUCAAUUCUUCUGCGCGAAACUCUGAUUUCUCUGCAGGAGAAUUAAGUGAGACACAAAGUGAAACAUCAAGAACUGACGAAAUCAUAGAGGCAUUGGAGAGGAACGGUGUGAAUUUCAUAAACUCUGCAACGAGGACCAAAACAAAAGGAGGCAAACCCAAAAUGUCUCUCCGUGUCGACAUUCCAGACGCCGUGGCAGGAGCUGACGGUGGCGGUGCAAGAUCCAUCGCAACGGCCACAUCGGUUCUCUGGGAGGAGCUUGUUAACAACCCGAGAAGCGGCGGAGGGGAUUUCAUCACCCGGAAGAAGAUUCAAUGCGCAGAGAAGAUGAUACGUAAAGCCUUUGUUGAGCUCUACAGAGGUCUUGGCUUGUUGAAGACUUACAGUUCACUGAAUAUGAUAGCUUUUACAAAAAUAUUGAAGAAAUUCGACAAGGUUUCUGGUCAGCAAGCAUCAUCAAGUUAUCUUAAAGUCGUAAAGAGAUCGCAAUUUACCAGCUCUGAUAAGGUGGUAAGACUCAUGGACGAAGUGGAGUCCAUAUUCACAAAGCACUUCGCAAACAGUGACAGGAAAAAGGCCAUGAAAUUCUUGAGACCCCACCAGCAGAAAGAUUCUCACAUGGUCACUUUCUUUGUUGGAUUAUUCACAGGUUGCUUUGUCUCAUUGUUUAGUAUUUACAUAAUACUAGCCCAUCUUUCUGGAAUAUUCACGUCUGGUGCUCAAGUUUCAUAUAUGGAGACUGUUUAUCCUGUUUUCAGUGUUUUUGCGUUGCUGAGUCUGCACAUGUUCAUGUACGGAUGCAAUCUGUUUAUGUGGAAGAGCACGAGGAUAAACUACACGUUUAUAUUCGAGUUCUCACCAACCACAGCGUUGCGUUACCGAGAUGCGUUUCUCAUGGGAACAACGUUUAUGACCGCAGUCGUGGGUGCUAUGGUCAUCCAUCUCAUCCUCCGUGCCGCCGGUUUCUCGGCCAACCAGGUCGAUACAAUUCCUGGCGUCCUCCUCCUGAUAUUCAUUUGUGUGUUGAUAUGCCCCUUCGACGCAUUUUAUCGGCCAACAAGAUUCUGCUUCAUUCGAAUAUUACGGAACAUCGUUUGCUCACCUUUCUACAAGGUUUUGAUGGUUGACUUUUUCAUGGCUGAUCAACUUACUAGCCAGAUUCCUUUGCUGAGACAUUUAGAGUCAACUGCGUGUUACUUCAUGGCUCAAAGCUUUCGAACACACGAAUACAAUACCUGCAAAAACGGAAGAAUCUACAGAGAACUUGCUUAUUUAAUCUCUUUCUCACCUUACUUCUGGCGUGCCAUGCAAUGCAUAAGGAGAUGGUGGGACGAAUCAAACACUGACCACUUAGUCAACAUGGGGAAAUACGUUUCAGCAAUGGUUGCAGCCGGAGUCCGCAUAACCUAUGCAAGAGAAAGCACCAACUUGUGGUUAACCGCCGUGCUUGUGAGCUCAGUGGUGGCCACGCUUUACCAGUUAUACUGGGACUUUGUCAAGGAUUGGGGUCUUUUAAACCCUAAAUCCAAAAAUCCAUGGCUAAGGGACGAUCUUGUUCUCAAGAACAAGAACUUCUACUAUUUCUCCAUUGCGGUGAAUUUGGUAUUGCGAGUUGCUUGGAUCGAAACAAUAGUAAGAUUCAGGGUCAAUCAUGUCCAGUCUCAUUUGUUAGAUUUCUUAUUGGCAUCCCUUGAAGUCAUUCGCCGAGGCCAUUGGAACUUUUACAGAGUGGAGAAUGAGCAUUUGAACAAUGUAGGCCACUUUAGGGCAGUGAAGACCGUACCGUUGCCGUUCCGUGACAUGGACUCAGACGAUUAAACAAAGAUUAUUACAUUGGAGGGUCUAGUCAUGAACCAUGGUUCCAGGAUAUACAGGAAAGCAUUUCGGCUUUUGCAUUGAAUGUAACCAUAUUAGAGAAAACUUUUGGGGGAACUCCGGAAAUGCGUAACCAUUUUAUCCUUAAAGAACUGGGGACUAAUGGAUUCUUGAUUGUUGGUAGAACUUUCCAAGUGUAAAAUGAACAAAGAUAAUUUAACUUCCCACUUCAUAUAUCGAUUUUCUGUUUUUAA
Molecule: messenger RNA, 8708 nt
Organism: Brassica rapa (field mustard)
Lineage: Eukaryota; Viridiplantae; Streptophyta; Magnoliopsida; Brassicales; Brassicaceae
Product: phosphate transporter PHO1
Biological process (GO): cellular response to phosphate starvation
Cellular component (GO): membrane
Source: RefSeq, a predicted model, not a curated record